Messenger RNA from Saitoella complicata NRRL Y-17804, 1313 nucleotides. RefSeq lists its product as uncharacterized. The record is from RefSeq and is a predicted model, not a curated record. Gene Ontology annotation, cellular component: cell cortex of cell tip; plasma membrane. Gene Ontology annotation, biological process: fungal-type cell wall organization. The transcript has a single exon. The coding region runs from base 234 to 1313 and encodes 359 amino acids. Lineage: Eukaryota; Fungi; Ascomycota; Saitoellomycetes; Saitoellales; Saitoellaceae.
CGUUGACCUUUAUAUAAUCCCUUCUCUGCUGCUGUCACCUUGCUCUUCUUCUCUUGCUGCAUAUACCGCUCAUCCCAUUCACCUCGACGAGCAUACACCCCGAUCAAACCGGUGUUACGAGUCGGAUCAGUCAUUUUUUGGUAGCAUUCAGUCAGCAAGAACACCUCUCGUCACCUGUUAGCUUUUGAGCGAUACCCUUUGCAACCUUUCGAAUCGCAUUUAUCUCACCAACAAUGGCAAAAACACCAACCACCAAACGAGCACUUUGCCUCACCAUCCCCUUCCUCUGCACCCUCCUUGCCUUCAUCUUCACCCUGCUCAUCAUCAUCGGCAACCUCUCCCCAGCGCCCGUCCUCCGCAACCUCUACUUCGCCCGCGUAAACACCACAAACAUCGUACCCUCCUCAACCCCCAACGCCGCAGUCGCAAACACAAUCGCCCAGGCACUCGGACUCCACGAUUUCUAUCAAGUGGGGUUAUGGAAUUACUGUGAGGGGUACUAUGACAAUGGUAUCAAUAUUACGAGUUGUUCGAAGAGGGAGGCGGCGUAUGCGUUUGAUCCGGUGGAGAUUAUUGAGAGUGAGUUGUUGAUUGGGGCGAGUGUGGCUAUCCCAACCUCCAUCACCUCCGAUAUCGCGCGUGUUCGGAUUGCGUCACGGUGGAUCUUUGGAUUGUACAUGACCGGGGUCUGCCUGUCGUUUGUCACCCUCCUCAUCAUGUGUAUCGGUGCCCUCGGCCGUCGUUGGGCAGUCCUCCCCGUCAUUACUGGUUUCCUAGCCUGGCUCAUGACCACCGCAGCCAGCGUCGUUGCAACCGUCCUCUGGAAAAUCGUACAAAACGUCUUCAAUAACGCAACAGAAGUGAACGUCAUCGUCUCACUCUCAACAGAGAUGCUAGCAAUGGAAUGGCUUGCCGUCGCAUUCUCCACCAUCGCACUCCUCUUCCUGCUCAUCUCACUUUGUACACCCAAGGGCCGGAAAACGGUGGAGAAACAACGCAUGCUCGAGGAAGAAAAGUGGGCGGCGUCGAACCCGAGUCCUCCGCCUAACAUGAUCGUCAACAAUGGUGGGUUCACGCCAGUCGAGCGCGCAAGCGGCGUCUUCACUCCCGUUCAACCAUAUAUCCCAGUCCAACAGCAGCAAUUCGACUACAAUCACCCUCAUGCGCCCAAUCCGGUCAGUAUGCUGCGUCAGGAGGGGUAUGAGAGGAAUGUGCCAGAGCCGUUGCCGCAGUAUCAAUAUCCGAAGUAUUCGAACGGGUAUGGGUAUGAGAGUUCGCGGAAUUCGAGUUCGGGGAGGAAUGUGACGGUGUGA